AUGGAGUGGACGAGCCCGCCAGUGGGCCAAUACUACAUAUGUGCGUCUUGUAUUGCAUGCGCAUCUCGUUUGUUGGUUCGCUGCUCCCAGAUCAGAACCGAGCCGGAGCCGCAGGAGCAGCAGCAGUACCACCACGACCACCACGACCACCCGGACGAAGACGACGGGCUUCCGCGCGCGCGCGUGCUUAUCAUGGCGACCGGCACGACGAAGCCGCCGUUAUCUCUGGGCCAGGUGGGCUCACACGCGCAAUGUGGGCUCUAUUCCCGGGGUUCCAAAGGCCUUGCCUCCGCUUGUGGUUAA
Molecule: messenger RNA, 303 nt
Organism: Purpureocillium takamizusanense
Lineage: Eukaryota; Fungi; Ascomycota; Sordariomycetes; Hypocreales; Ophiocordycipitaceae
Exons: 1
Coding region: 1-303 (100 amino acids)
Source: RefSeq, a predicted model, not a curated record